Molecule: messenger RNA, 4232 nt
Organism: Bombus impatiens (common eastern bumble bee)
Lineage: Eukaryota; Metazoa; Arthropoda; Insecta; Hymenoptera; Apidae
Product: proton-coupled amino acid transporter-like protein pathetic
Exons: 5
Coding region: 990-2492 (500 amino acids)
Biological process (GO): amino acid transmembrane transport
Cellular component (GO): vacuolar membrane
Molecular function (GO): amino acid transmembrane transporter activity
Source: RefSeq, a predicted model, not a curated record
AGGAGCUUAGCCGUUAGGUCGUUGAGUGGUUCGUGGUUGUGCGUGCGUGUGCAUGCGUGUGCGUGUGCGUGCGUGUGGGUCUGUAUGCGUGUACACGUACGGUCGUGGGUACGCAUGUAUCGGAUACGAGGAAAGGGACGAAGGAGGUACUGCCGCGGAGAAGAGUGGGAGAAAGAGGCGACGGAACUGCGCGCCCGCGGCCUCCCACGUCGCGAAUCAUUCCUAGCCGAGUCUUUUCGACGCUCGCGACGCUUCUCCAGUUCCAUUUCCAGAGACACCGAUCCUUUUCGAUAUUUCGUCUUUAUGCACGCUUGUCCGGAAACGACACGGUUCUCCACGUCGUGACAGCGUGUGCGCCUUCGCUGGCUCCGAGUGGUGUCGCGACGUUCCAAAAGCUGCCAAUUUCCACGCACGAUUUUCGGUUUCUCUGCUACGUAUACAUACGUACAUCCUAUUUAGCCCUUUUGCCUUUCGGUGGAAGUUUCGCCUGUUCGGUUCCCCGUCUCCCACACUCGCAGAUUCCUUUAGCUUAGUCACAUCCCCCAAGAGCGGCCGAGAGACAGAGGCAAGGAGAAAGCGUAGAGAAAAGUCUGUAAAGAAAGGAGGAGGAUCAGUGCAAGCACGUCCGUUCGCGAGGUUGAUUCGCAAUCGUCGAAAGUAAAACGGUUCGUUGGUUCCCGCCCGACAAGGCUGUGUAGUACACGCGGUUCUCCUAGGAUAUAUACCGACACGCCACCCACCGUUUGUGUAUGUGCCACUUUGUCUGCACGCGUGUUGGUACCAUACGAUCACGGUUGCGGUGUUCGCACCUUCCAGAAGUGAAUUCGACGAUUCGGGCCGAACAGCAGCCGGACCAGCCACUUUAACCGCCUGGCUUGGUCUUCGAUCGAUCGAUCGGAGAGAAACUAGCUCGUUAGAGCUCGAGGAGAGUAAAACGUACACAGAGGCUCAUUUUUGAUACACGAGAUCGAUCGUGAUUUUUGACCAGGAUGUCGCACAAGAUGCUGAGCCAAGGAGCGCCGGUUCACGGGGGCAGCUCACAGAGAACGCCAAUGCGCCCAAUGAUAGCGGAAUACGACCCAAAGAAGCACGGUGUGAAAACAGAACUGUCAGACACGGUUCUUGUCAAAUACAAGUGCGAGAAAAAUGACAUACCGAUUACCGUCACGAACGGCUCGACGUUACCGCUCGUGGAAAGACCGAACGACGAGGAAGCGGCCCUUUACAAUCCGUUCGAGCACAGGAAGUUGGCCCAUCCGACUUCGGAUCUGGAUACGUUGAUACAUCUUCUGAAAGGAAGCUUAGGAACGGGAAUUCUAGCGAUGCCAAUGGCCUUCCGUAACGCCGGUCUGUUGUUCGGCCUGAUCGCUACCUUCUUCAUCGGUGCUGUUUGUACCUACUGCGUUCAUAUUUUGGUCAAAUGCGCUCAUAAUCUAUGCAGGCGGACUCAAACGCCGAGUCUAGGGUUCGCCGAAGUCGCGGAAGCCGCGUUUCUGGUCGGUCCUGAGCCGGUACAGAAAUACGCUCGCCUAGCCAAGGCGACGAUCAAUUCGUUCUUAGUGAUCGACCUGAUAGGCUGCUGCUGCGUGUACAUAGUUUUCAUUUCAACCAACAUCAAGGGGGUGGUCGACUACUACACGGAGACCGACCGCGAUGUUCGAUUUUAUAUGGCGGCGUUGUUGCCUUUCUUGAUCGCUUUCUCGCUCGUGAGAAACCUGAAAUUCCUGGCGCCGUUCUCCAUGAUCGCCAACAUAUUGAUCGCCACUGGAAUGGGGAUCACGUUCUACUACAUUUUCAGCGACUUGCCCAGCAUCAGCGAUUUACCCAACUUUUCGAGCUGGUCUCAGUUACCUCUGUUCUUCGGUACGGCCAUCUUCGCUCUCGAAGGCAUCGGUGUGGUGAUGUCUCUGGAGAACAAUAUGAAAACCCCGACGCAUUUCAUCGGUUGCCCAGGUGUGCUCAACACUGGUAUGUUCUGCGUGGUAUUGUUGUACAGCACCGUCGGUUUCUUCGGCUACUGGCGGUACGGCGAGGACACGAAAGCCUCGAUCACUCUGAACCCAGAGCAAAACGAGGUUCUGGCCCAAUCGGCCAAGUUAAUGAUCGCGGUUGCCAUCUUUCUCACCUACGGUCUCCAAUUCUACGUUCCGAUGGAAAUUAUCUGGAAGAACCUGAAACAAUAUUUCAGCUCGAGGAAACUCCUCGGCGAAUACCUAGUCCGUAUCCUGAUGGUGAUCUUCACGGUGGGCGUGGCGAUCGCUAUUCCAAACCUAGGUCCGUUUAUCUCUUUGGUAGGCGCUGUGUGCCUGUCCACUCUCGGUUUGAUGUUCCCUUCUGUAAUCGAACUGGUCACUGUAUGGGAACAAGAGAACGGUUUGGGGACGUGCUACUGGAGGCUCUGGAAGAACCUAGCUAUCAUCCUGUUCGGUGUAUUGGGUUUCAUAACCGGAACCUACGUCAGCAUCCAGGAGAUCAUCGAAGAGGACAAAUGAAGCGCCGGGUUCGAAGGAGCUGCGGUGCGACGGAAUAAUCGCUCAGCGCGUACCACAGAUGCCGGCGUGUCGUUGGACACCUUCCGCGCUCUCGUCGAGCGAACUCGUCGUCCGACCAGAGGAACGACGAUUACGACCACCGGGAGGGUGGGUGAUGCUGCCGCGGCUGGAUCAUCCAGCGAAAGGUCAUGCGAGCGCGCGAGCUCUCGACUCGUAGCUUCGUCUCGCUCCUUUUAUACGUUUCACUUCACGCUAUUGAUAGCACGACGGCUGUAUCGACGACGAAGACGUUAUCCGUUAGAUAGGAUCCAUCGUCGAUCCUCGGAUCUUUUCUCUCUCUCUGUUUCUUAUUUCUUUGCUGUAAUCGUGCGCGUGUAUCGCGUCUAGGUACUAAGAGGAGUUUGCGUAUCGAAUUUCUGUACGGAAAAAUUGCUUGUACGUAUCUCUUGGUUCUCUACUUUUCCGAGCACGAGUUUUUCUUUCCUUUUUUUCUCUUUUGCCUUUCUUAUGAAAAAAUUCAGUUCCUUCCAAGGAACGCGAAAGAAGCAAAUUCCGUCUAUCUUGUUCUCGGCUGAUUGUAAUCUCGAAUAUACGAUCGUUGCGACGAUAACGAUAAUACAGGAAAAAUUCAAAGAGCGGAGAUACGCAAAUUUCUUUCACGCGCAAAGCAACGUUAAUCGAGCAAAGAGAAUCCUCACCACUGCUUCGCCACUUUCCAUGCGACCCGCGUAAUCGAUGUACAACGCGUACGACAUGAGCGCGUGGCUAGAUAUCAUAGAAAAUUCGAUCGAUCUUCAGCGAUUUACGUCAGAAUCGUCGCUACUGACGUCGGGCUGUACAACACCGUACGCCAAGUGUACGGUAAGAAUCAUUAAUGCGGUAUGUUGACCUAUGCGUAGGCGGUUUCAUAUGUUCCAUUACGCAACGACUCUGCGAAUAAAUUAAAUUUUCGUAUUAUAUCUUUCAAAUUGUCAAAUUCUCAGUUUCGAAUUUUCGAAUUUCGAAAUUUCCACGCGUUAAAUUGACAAAUUUCACAAAUUUUCGAAAACUUAUUUCACAUCGUGCGACGUUAAUGAUUUUUACCGCGCAUUCCUAUACAUUCGAGCGAUUAACCGAGCAAAGUCAAUAGCACAACGUGGCUCGGAGUACCCGGAUCCACGAGAUCGUCGAUUCCACGACACGCGGGAUCCGUGAGAAUUAUCGAGACGAGUAUCAUCAAGUACGUGGAUAGAGGCGCCCAUUUUCCUCUGCCUUCUUCUCUCCUUCUUUCUCUCUCUCUCUCUCUCACUCUCACUCUCUUUUAUUAUUUAUUCGCGUUGCGUCGAUCGUGCGCACGACGAAGCUUUACCAUCGACUUGACACAACUGCGGGACGGUUUCUUUUUGUCGUUUUUAGUAGCUUACGCGCGUAUUAUGUACGAGUAUAGAUACGUAAAUUAUACUUAAGCGUCAUUUAUACCUACGAACAAGGACCGUUCGCGUUUUAUAUUUCUUUUCUUUUUUUCUUUCGCAUUGACGUGCGUUCGUUCGUUCAAUUUCGCCGUGACAAAAGAGCGGUCUGUGAGAUAAAGAGGUUUCCGAGGCCGAUCAUCGAUCGAAACUAUUUUAUAGCUGAUAAUGAGAAAUUAUCUUCUUAUCGUAGAGCUUGCUAAUCACAUUCAAAAAUCAGAACAGAACACAACGGAACAAAACGGAACAAAACGGAACAGAACGGAACAGAACGGAACAGAACGGAACAGAA